Rhinolophus ferrumequinum (greater horseshoe bat) is the source of this 1144-nucleotide messenger RNA. It is a transcript of the gene SSBP1, whose product is annotated as single stranded DNA binding protein 1. Gene Ontology annotation, molecular function: single-stranded DNA binding. The record is from RefSeq and is a predicted model, not a curated record. Gene Ontology annotation, cellular component: mitochondrial nucleoid. The transcript has 8 exons. Gene Ontology annotation, biological process: positive regulation of helicase activity; mitochondrial DNA replication. NCBI's taxonomy places the organism in Eukaryota, Metazoa, Chordata, Mammalia, Chiroptera, Rhinolophidae. The coding region runs from base 322 to 768 and encodes 148 amino acids.
CUUCUGGAGCCAGUUGGGAACCUCAUCAAAUAAUUUCAUUAUAAACUUGAAAUCAGCCACACUCACCACUUGGCGGCGUUGUCUUACCUGCUCUCAUCAGGAAAAAAGCUUCCGGAACUAACGCGUUAAGGGGGCGUGUUUCUCCUGGCGUUGCCCGGCCCCGUUUCUACGACGCACGUCGCGGACUUUCCGGUUUUUCCUUCUUCUCGCGAUUCUUGCGUCACGGCCGUAGCCGGAAGUGACUCCCUUCCCCAAGGCUGUCCGGCUAGAACGUCAGGAAAAGACUAAAGAUUAAAUUGCAGGAAAAGAAAAAUAGAAGCCAUGUUUCGAAGACCUGUAUUACAGGUGCUUCGUCAGUUUGUAAGACAUGAGUCUGAAGUAGCUAGCAGCUUGGUUCUCGAAAGAUCCCUGAAUCGUGUGCAGUUACUUGGGCGAGUGGGUCAGGACCCUGUCAUGAGACAGGUGGAAGGGAAAAACCCAGUCACAAUAUUUUCUCUAGCAACAAAUGAGAUGUGGAAAUCCGGAGACAAUGAAGCAUACCAGAUGGGUGAUGUCAGUCAAAAGACAACGUGGCACAGAAUUUCAGUAUUCCGACCAGGCCUCAGAGAUGUAGCAUAUCAGUAUGUGAAAAAGGGGUCUCGAAUUUAUGUGGAAGGAAAAGUAGACUAUGGUGAAUACACGGAUAAAAAUAAUGUGAGGCGACAAGCGACAACAAUCAUAGCUGAUAACAUUAUAUUUCUGAGUGACCAGACAAAAGAGAAGGCAUAGAGUGGACAAUUCGUCUUUGGACAGUGUUUGUUAAGGGUUGCUAAGGGUUACAAGCAGAAGCCAUUUGGUGGUGCUUCCAGGAAAGUUCCUUAAAUGAGCUGACUCUGUUGGGAGGCUCAUCCUUUGUGCUUCUCCAGACUCUCAUCUGGCUUUUGCUUGUCUGAAAUGUGGACAUGAUGACUGGAUCUCCAGGAGCCAUCUUGGACCAGGAGACGAUCUUCAGGAUGGAAGACAGAAGAAGCUGGGAGCUGUGAUGACCAUGGAACCACCACACCUGUCCUGGACGGUCUGCAUCUGGACUUCUUUGGGAGACAAAUAAAUCUCUUCCUUGUUUAAGCCACGUACUUGUGCUUUGCAGUGAAACCUAAUCCUUACU